This is a messenger RNA of Amphibalanus amphitrite, 3624 nucleotides long. Its product is annotated as translation initiation factor IF-2-like. The record is from RefSeq and is a predicted model, not a curated record. Lineage: Eukaryota; Metazoa; Arthropoda; Thecostraca; Balanomorpha; Balanidae. Bases 1426 to 3402 code for a protein of 658 amino acids. The transcript is spliced from 12 exons.
GCCACGGAGGACAAAAGCUGGGGAACAUUAGUGUUGCCAGCGGGGGAACUCCAAACGGGAAGAGGGAAGGAGAAAGAAAAGAUUUUGUAAUACAUUUCGGCCCAAUGUAAGGCACUCAUUCUCAACUACGAGCAUCCAAGAGCUCACUGAGUCAAUAUCGUCGCCCUCCCUUAAUUCCGUCGGGAGAUAUUCCACGCGAAAGCUAUGGUUCCUUUCUUGUGAUCGGGAGGUAUCAAUUGAAGUCUUUGAUGAUAGUUUCCUAUGCUGGGGAAUGGGCGUUGCAGUCUCUCCCUCGACCAAUCAGAGGGCGGAACCGAUCGAUGAUCUACCGGUUCCGAGUCUGGUGGAGCAGUGGACCUCUUAUGAGCUUUAGCAAAAGGUGCUGGAGAUGCCGGAGAUGCGUAUGCUCUACUGAAGCAAGAUUCAGUCGUAUCGGUAGAAUGCAUCCCGGAGCCAGCAAAUGUAAACAAACGUUGGACAAAGCACAAAACAAUGGGGAAAAGUCAUAAAGCCUUUGGACAAGCCAUCUGGGCCCAGCGCCUGAAAAAAUUCGCACAACAAAAAUGCUGGACGCCGGACAUGGGCAGCAGGCCCGGUCCGAGACAGCCAAGAGCUGUCCUUGACCUGUAUAACAAGGUCCAAAGAUGCCCACGGCAGUGCGGCAGCCAGCAGCCGCUGACCUUCCGGGGGGUGGCUGCGCUGCAAAGAGGCUGUAACUGUGGACUGCACAGUAGCCCCAGUCAUCAUGCACCAUUCUUGCAUCCUCACUAGAAUGUCAGCUGUGACUGGGUGGUCCUAUUUGAUGCUUCUAAUCACUAUUUCUGACUAAUUUAUUUGCUUGGUGUUGGACAUGUUGCUGUUUUGCUGUUUUGCUGUUUUUUUUUGGGGGGGGGGGGGGUGGUGGAUGGCUUGGACAAUAGCACAGUAUAGUAUUUUGAGUACAUCUGUGGUGUCCUGGGCUGAGAGUUGUACCUAUUACUUGUAAAGGUGUGCUGUGUUGUUGCACAGGUCCCCAGGCUUAGUGCUGGUGCUUGCGAGCUAACACAACAGUGCAAUGGUGUGGUGGCUGGUUAACUUAUGUUCACAAGUUGUUUUAUCCCAUUUAUUGUUAACCUCACUGCUUUUCAUGACAUUUUUCUUUCCUUGGUUUUGCAAAUGCUUUGCUUGGGCUGCAUACUUAGAGCAUGAUGGUCAUGAUGGUGGCUGAAUUCAGUACGCUGAGCUGCAUCCAACCCAUGCUCUAGGACCCCCAUGACAGGGCUGGGAUCCAGCGGAUCCGGCAAUAUGUUGAAUCCGGCCGUCUGGCGGAGCUGAGGCAGCGCCCCAACAUCCAGCCCAAUCUGCAGCUUGAGCGGCAUGCUGCAGGCCAGGGACUACAGCCAGCGACCUCCACUUCCAUGCCUUCCUGAUCGAGGGUCUGGUUAGAUGGAACGCGGAUCGUCACCUUGCGGCGAUCGGACAGGACAGCGCCCGCGAGGUCCGGUGCUACGGACGAGUACAGGGUGCUACGACGGCCGGAUACGGGCAGCCGUCAACGACCUGUCGCAGAGGGUGCUCAAGAGGGACCUAGUCACCAGAAGCGAGCCUCUUCGAUACACGGGUGAGCUCGUCGGGGUCGCCUACCUGUACGGACAGCGGCGCGGUAGGCUCGACGAGUACAGGGUGGGUGACCCCGACACGCAGCACGGCGAGGAUGACGAUGUUGGCGAUGACCUCGACGAGGGAUUCGAGGACGUCGAGGACAUCUUCGUGACCGACGCGUACGAUGGUCUCGAAAUGCCACUUCAGACGCCUCUCCCGGCCGCUCCCGUCGGAGUCCCCAGCCUCGCCGCCGCCGGACCUCAGGGCCCCGCUACCGCCCGAGUCCCCAGCUCCGCCGACGCUGGGCCUCAGAGUCCCGCCGACGCUGGGCCUCAGAAUCCCGCCGCCGGACCUCAGAGUCCCGCCGCCGCUGCAGCUCCGGGCUCCGCCGCCGCUGCAGCCGCAGCCACCGUCGCUGGAGCUCCGGGCCCGGCCGCCGCUGCAGCUCCGGGGCCCGCUGCUGCUGCAGCCGCCACAGCUGCUGCUCCGGGGCCCGCUGCAGCCGCCGCCGCCGCAGCUGUAGCCUCGUGGCCCGCCGCCGCUAGAGCUCACAACCUCUCACGGCAUGGUAACCAGCCUCCACCGGCUCCUCCUGCCGUCGACGCUGCCAGCUGGUCACCAGCUGACGCACAGCCGGACCUGGAGGGACGCAGCUCACCCGGCCCUGGUGCAGUAGUGGCCGCCGCUCAGUCGCCCGCCAUCCCACUGACGCCAGACUGGGCAGCCGAGGGUCUUCCGGAGCACGGCGUUCAGCUGCUGUCGGCUCCUCCGACUACCGCCGGAGCCCCUGGCCCGGUCCCUGCCGGCGUCCCGGGCACAGCCACCGCGCCACCCACCGUCGCUGGCUCCGCCACCACCUCAAGUUUCGGGAACCGCGACCCGGCUCGCCAGGACGUGACCGGCCCCGACCACCAGCCGGGGUACGCCGAGUGCCACCGCCUGGCGCAGGUGCUCGUCGGCCUAGACUGCUCGCGGGGGUAUGUCGCCGACGAAGAGGCCGAGUCCAUCGUCCACCUGUGGCACCAGCUCUCCGCCGGCGACAGAGCCAAGGUGGCGGCCUCCCAGCGGUACCAGCACCGGCUGACGACUGGCCGGUUUAAACAGCCGAAGACCAGUCGGCUGUCUGGUGUCGUGCCGGGCGUGGACAGCGCACGGAGAGUCUCACUCAAGCGAGGAGCGGUUCCCGCGCAACGACCCGACUUGAACCGGCUCGCUGAGACGGUCGUCCGCCUGCUCUGCGAGCGGUACCGAAACCCCAGGCGCAGCGGAGGGUCGGUCCAGUCGCGCUGGGCGCAGAUCCUGGCCCACCACUCCAGCCUGCGGGACAUUCUCCUCAAAUGUCCCGCAAUCACCCAGCGGACUGGAGUCAACCUGGCGGCUCUGAACCAGCACACGCUCACGUCCUGGUUCAACGAGCACCAGAAGGAGACGGAGCGGAGAGCUCUUCUCCAGGGCGUGCAGCUGCCGCCAGCCCGUCCGAUCGCCGCAGUCGCCCUGCCAGCACCGGCGCCGCGGCUGAUGCAGGUGCAGGUGGUGCGGGUGGACUGCCGCCGCCCACCGCACCACUUCGUCCUGCCUGCCGACACGGUCGGACAGGCGCAGACCCGCCGUCGCCCGGCCGAGGACACCGGCCACGACACCGCCGCCAAGAGGCCCUACACGCGCCGGCAGCCCACCAACACCUGCGGCCAGUGCAAAGGCGCUCUGACGGCGGACACGGGGCACAGACGGGGGAAGGGCGGCCCAAGCCGAAACAAGGUUUUCUGUCCCGUUGCCAACCCUGAUCUAACAUACGAUCAGUGGUUGGCAAAGUUCAAGUGAGGAGUAUGUCUUGUACCUAUGUAUGUAUGUCUUGUCUAUGUUUUGUGUCCUGUAUGCCUGGCAAGUCCAACGCCAGACACCGGCGGAACUGCUUCAGGGCCGCUCUCUCCGGCCGCAGCUCAGGCGCUGCGCCCCCCCCCCCCCCAUGAUCGCCGCUGGCGCCACCUUUCGGCGCCCCGCCGCCGUCGGUGGGGAGAAAAAUAAACCAGAUCUGACUUCGGA